Penicillium vulpinum is the source of this 180-nucleotide messenger RNA. RefSeq lists its product as uncharacterized. The transcript is spliced from 2 exons. Lineage: Eukaryota; Fungi; Ascomycota; Eurotiomycetes; Eurotiales; Aspergillaceae. The record is from RefSeq and is a predicted model, not a curated record. Bases 1 to 180 code for a protein of 59 amino acids.
AUGGCCAAGAUCAAGCGAGGCGAGAAGCCCACUCAAGAGGAGAUGCUCAAUAUCAAACGCGUCGAGAUUGCGGGGAAUGAGCCCGUGCAUGAAAUACAUAUUCCAUUUGACGAUGCACAGCCAACUCUGCCACCUCCGAGUAUUAUGAAGCACCGAAAGCACCGCGGGCAUCAUUUCUAG